AUGAAUCCCGAUGUUGAACGUUUGCCUGUAAUUUAUGAACCGACAAGAUUUUACGUUGCAAUGGUUGGUUUAGGUGCCAGUAAAACUUUCAAUCAAGAUGCGCCACUUUAUCCUUGGAGGUCAUCAACUACAUAUCGUCAUGUUCCUUGUAAUACUCAUCCUCUUUGUAAGGGAGAUAAAUACAAUGCCGAUGGAAAAUGCACUUGCUUAUCAAAAUACGUCAGUGGAUCAGUUACAUCUGGUAUUGUUGCUGAAGAAAAAUUCACUCUAGGCUCUGAUAUUGGUGGCCUUGAAAGUAUUGAACUACUCAUGGGUUGUGCUUUUAUUCAAGAAAAUUUUGAAAAAUAUAUUGGUAAUAAUCAUUUACGUGGAAAACCCGAUCUUAUUGUGGGGAUAUCCGGUUUAGGAUCAGAACAAUGGUCUUUUCUAAAUCAGUUAGGUGUUGUUGGACAAGUUAAAUUUGCCUACUGCUUCGAGAGGUUUAACUCGAAAAUUGAGGGAUCGAACACAUAUUUAAGGUUUGAUGCAGAUGCGAUAAUUGGAGGUGUAGGUCAAGAAGUACGUAAAACUCCCAUUAUUGUGUCUCACUUUCGGCCGCAACUAUAUUACUUAAAUCUAGAAGAUAUCAAUGUGGGUAACAAAAGAGUAGGAUUUCCUAGAGGUACUUUCAAGCUUAACAGUCAAGGAGAAGGAGGUACUGUCAUAGAUUAUGGUUCUCCACUAUCUAUGAUGUAUAAAGAUCAUUUUGAUAGAGUUGCAGAGCUGGUGAAGGCACAUUUUAACGAGCUCGGAAUUGAAUAUAUUGGUUCACUAAAAAGUUUUGAUGUUUGUUUCCGCUUACGGGGAAGAUUUGAUAUUAGUAACUAUCCUUCCAUAACACUUCAUUUUCAAUAG
This is a messenger RNA of Papaver somniferum (opium poppy), 894 nucleotides long. RefSeq names its product aspartic proteinase nepenthesin-2-like. NCBI's taxonomy places the organism in Eukaryota, Viridiplantae, Streptophyta, Magnoliopsida, Ranunculales, Papaveraceae. The record is from RefSeq and is a predicted model, not a curated record. The transcript is spliced from 2 exons. Bases 1 to 894 code for a protein of 297 amino acids. Gene Ontology annotation, cellular component: extracellular region.